Messenger RNA from Nematolebias whitei (Rio pearlfish), 969 nucleotides. RefSeq names its product peptidylprolyl isomerase Fb (gene ppifb). Gene Ontology annotation, biological process: protein folding; protein peptidyl-prolyl isomerization; cellular response to hydrogen peroxide. The coding region runs from base 91 to 672 and encodes 193 amino acids. Lineage: Eukaryota; Metazoa; Chordata; Actinopteri; Cyprinodontiformes; Rivulidae. Gene Ontology annotation, cellular component: mitochondrion. The record is from RefSeq and is a predicted model, not a curated record. The transcript has 6 exons. Gene Ontology annotation, molecular function: peptidyl-prolyl cis-trans isomerase activity.
CUUCCUGUUUCUGUCAGCGCGUGUGACUUUAGCUCACAGUGCUUUAGCUAACCUGAGCUAACUUGUGUGGAGGAAAGCAGCUGUGUGAAAAUGUUACUUUUAUCGAACAGGAUAAAGUUUUGUUCUCUGGCGUUCACCGCCGCCCGCAUGUACAGCACCGGCCCCGCAGCCGCCAACAAAAACCCGACAGUUUACUUUGACAUUGCUGCGGACAACGAGCCGCUCGGCAGAGUUACCUUUGAGCUCAACGCAGAUGUUGUUCCAAAAACUGCAGAAAACUUUCGAGCUUUGUGCACCGGAGAACAAGGCUUUGGUUACAAAGGAUCCAUUUUCCACAGGGUGAUCCCUAAUUUCAUGUGCCAGGGUGGAGACUUCACAAAUCACAAUGGAACUGGAGGAAAGUCCAUCUACGGACUCCGUUUUCCUGACGAGAACUUCCAACUGAAGCACACCACACCUGGCAUCUUGUCUAUGGCUAAUGCUGGACCCAACACCAACGGAUCCCAGUUCUUCAUUUGCACCACUAAAACAGAGUGGCUGGACGGCAGGCAUGUUGUCUUUGGCAACGUGAAGGAGGGAAUGGACGUGGUCAAGAAAGUGGAGUCCUACGGCUCCAGGUCUGGGCGAACCUCCAAGAGGAUCACGAUCACAGACUGUGGAGAGCUGCAGUAGACGUUCACAUCUGCUGUAAUUUUUACAGACGGGUCCUUUCUUUAUUCAAGACGCAGAGUACUACCUCGCUUUGACAAAUAAUGAUCACUGGAAUAUGGCGGAAUGAAAAGCUGUUUGUUUUCUUCAGGUAACGAUGAGCAGACUCAACGGUCAUGCUAAAAAUAAAAAAAUGUGAAUUUAUUAAGUUGUAAGUUGGUGGUUUUAGGAGAAUAAUUUGAAAAUUUUGAAAAGGUGGCAUUUAUUUGGGAAUAAUAGUAAUUGUGUAUGUAUGUGAGGUUAUCUUGUAUGUCAAACAUC